This is a messenger RNA of Eruca vesicaria subsp. sativa (arugula), 966 nucleotides long. Lineage: Eukaryota; Viridiplantae; Streptophyta; Magnoliopsida; Brassicales; Brassicaceae. The record is from the annotation of a GenBank genome assembly.
AUGGGGAUAGAGAUAGCGCAUCCUAACGUGUCAUCUCCCUCCAUUACACCUUGCUUCCCGUCUUCUUCUUAUUCCACACCUCAUCCACUAACCAACAACAAUAUUGUCAUGUCGGAAGAUCAUCACCGUUUGAUGGAUCAGAUCGCUUCAUUGCAAUAUUUUUCUCUAAACGUUAACAACGAUCAGCAUCAAGGUCACUACUACUAUGGAGAAGAAGAGAUAUUAAACCCUAAUCAAAAUAACUUCAGUAACAGCAGCAAGAUUGAGAGGAGAGACUAUGGACAUUCGUUAAAAGCUUCUGUGUCCAGAGGACACUGGAGACCAGCUGAAGAUGCUAAGCUGAAAGAACUAGUAGCUGUCUACGGCCCACAAAACUGGAACCUCAUCGCCGAAAAGCUCCAAGGAAGAUCCGCAGGGAAGAGUUGUAGGCUACGAUGGUUUAACCAACUAGACCCGAGGAUAAACAGGAGAGCCUUCACGGAGGAAGAAGAGGAGAGGCUAAUGCAAGCUCAUAGUCUUUAUGGUAACAAAUGGGCUAUGAUAGCAAGGCUUUUCCCUGGAAGGACUGAUAAUUCUGUGAAGAAUCAUUGGCAUGUUGUAAUGGCUCGCAAGUUUAGAGAACAGUCUUCUGUUUACCCUAGGAGGAAGACAAUGAUUCCUCAUAAGCCACUUGUUAACCCUAAUCCUCACUCUUGCAAAGAUUUUAACCCUACUAGGUCAGAUUUAAUCCACCUUGUUGGUAAUGACCAGAACCUCCUUAUGUUACCCAUUCCUUGCUUCUCAGGUUAUGAUCAUGGAAUAUUUGAAAACCAAAUGCUGAUAGAUGACUACUCGACAAGGACACGUGAGGUCGCCACUACAUUCGGUGAUUCAAACCACACCGGGAAGUAUGAGAUUCUUGAUGAGAGCAUGAAUGAGAAGAAGAAACCACACUUUUUCGAUUUUCUUGGGUUGGGGACAGUGUGA